AUGAGACGGAUGGGCGUGGCUGACGAGACUACCCAGCUCGAGAAUGCUACUGAACGGCCCAUCAUUUUCAUAUGCCACUCUCUUGGUGGAAUCAUCGUGAAACGAGCCUUGAUCUUCUCAGCGAGUCGUGUUGCAUUACAGACUUCUCGAAUACACUCUUUGUAUCUCUGUACAUAUGGCAUUUUAUUCUUUGGAACACCUCACAAUGGCUCCAACAAAGCUCGGAUGCUUAGUGGCCUCCAAAACCUCGCAACCACCGUUGUGCCGAAACGUGUGGCUCAAUUCGAAUCAGGUUUACUGAAGUCUCUCAAAGAUGGCUCGGAGACACUACAGAAUAUUACAAACGACUUCGCACCCCUUAUGCCUCGUUUUCAAAUGUACUUCUUCUGGGAGCAGCUGAAAAGCGACUUGAAAUACACGAAAGACUACGUUGUGGAUGAAUCAAGCGCUGCACCAAUGCUAGAAUCGAUGUCAGGAAGAUGUGGAAUCGCGGCAGAUCAUCGAGGGAUGUGCAAGUUUCAUAGUCCGAAUUCUGCGGGAUUUCCUACCGUCAUUGCAGCGCUCAAACGGUUCUCUCAAAGUGCUCCAAACACCAUAGCUCCGAGGCUGGCUCAGUACGCAGAUCAAUUGAACGAAAGGCGCAAGUACGAAGCAAUGGAGUUGCUGAAUAGCAUUUGA
Talaromyces amestolkiae is the source of this 678-nucleotide messenger RNA. RefSeq lists its product as uncharacterized. The record is from RefSeq and is a predicted model, not a curated record. Bases 1 to 678 code for a protein of 225 amino acids. The transcript is spliced from 2 exons. NCBI's taxonomy places the organism in Eukaryota, Fungi, Ascomycota, Eurotiomycetes, Eurotiales, Trichocomaceae.